Heterocephalus glaber (naked mole-rat) is the source of this 1086-nucleotide messenger RNA. NCBI's taxonomy places the organism in Eukaryota, Metazoa, Chordata, Mammalia, Rodentia, Bathyergidae. The record is from RefSeq and is a predicted model, not a curated record.
AUGCAGCUGAAUUUCAGCGGUCUGCGGGCCCUGGUAACAGGGGCUGGGAAAGGGAUCGGCCGGGACACUGUGAAAGCCCUGCAUGCCUCUGGAGCCAGAGUGGUGGCUGUGACCCGCACCCACACCGACCUGGUCAGCCUCUCUAAAGAGUGUCCCAGGAUAGAGCCUGUGUGCGUGGAUCUGGGCAACUGGGAGGCCACAGAGCAGGCACUGGGCACGGUGGGACCUGUGGACCUGCUGGUCAACAAUGCGGCUGUGGUUCUGAUGCAGCCCUUCCUGGAGGUCAGCAAGGAGGCCUUUGACAGGUCCUUCAAUGUGAAUCUUUGUUCUGUGUUUCAAGUGUGCCAGAUCGUAGCCCGGGGCAUGAUCGCCCGAGGGGUGCCGGGGUCCAUUGUCAACAUCUCCAGCAUGGUGGCCCACGUGACUUAUCCCAACCUGCUCACCUACAGCUCUACUAAGGGUGCAAUGACCAUGCUGACCAAAACAGUGGCCAGGGAGCUGGGGCCCUACAAGAUCCGAGUGAACUAGGUGAACCCCACUGUGGUGCUGACCGAUAUAGGCAAGAAAGUCACGGCCGACCCUGAGUUCUCCCGACAGCUGAUGGAGCGCCAUCCGCUGAGGAAGUUUGCAGAGGUGGAGGACGUGGUCAACUGCAUCCUGUUCCUGCUCAGCGACCGCAGCGCCUCUACCACGGGCUCGGGGAUCCUGGUGGACUGCGGCUACCUGGCUUCUUAGGACCGCGCAGGCUCCGGGCCAGCGGAGCGUCCCGCUGGCACCUGCAACAACGCCUGACCCGCCCCUCCAUGGCCCCUCCCACAGGCGCGUGCGCGCUCUGCCCUCUACCGCUCUCCAGGCCAGAUAAUCGCGCCCCUUUACCUCGCCUAGACCUGGCCUCGCCGACGCUGCCCCGGCUCCGCCCACGCAGACCACGCCCCCGCCUCAUAAUCCGCCCCUCCCCCAACCCGGCCCAGCCCACCUGCCGGCACCCGUCUCCUCCCCCCAUCCGCACCCAAGACCCUCCCCACCGACGGUGUCCCCGCUGCGACCCGGCACUUUGCCUAAAUAAAUGGACGCCAUUGUCCGGUA